Molecule: messenger RNA, 1800 nt
Organism: Chaetomium strumarium
Lineage: Eukaryota; Fungi; Ascomycota; Sordariomycetes; Sordariales; Chaetomiaceae
Product: telomere stability and silencing-domain-containing protein
Exons: 2
Coding region: 110-1432 (440 amino acids)
Cellular component (GO): nucleus
Source: RefSeq, a predicted model, not a curated record
GGUGUUCGUGACGAAAUUCGGUGAACCUACUUCUUCGCAGCGACCAUGACGCCCUCACGGAAGAGGUACUGCCACAAAUGUUAGCUCCAGGUUCCCUUGCUGUUCGCUGAUGUCGAGAUUCUCCAGGAAAUGCGUUGUCUAUGCUCCUCUGAAAGCGGUACACACAGAAUCAGCAUACCUCAUGGAUCGCCUUGCGAUCAGCCUUAGGAAUAAGCAUCUUGUCGGCUGGACCGGUGUCGACACACGUGACAUUUCGACACAGCCCCUUGCUGACUCCGCUGCCUUACGUUGCGCUCCUACGCGUUCGACACCAAUUUCCUGUCUCGUCUCGACACCUCGCAAUACUCUUCAAACAAGUGCAGCUCGAAUCGCCAUUGCGGCUCCCGCCACGCGCGGGAAGGACCACGACAGCACCUGGCCUGUUGAUACGGACCUACAUAACAAAAUGGUUGCCAGCAAAAUCAACGUUCUCAUCACAAGCUUCGGCGGCACGGGCCUUCCGCCGACGCUAUCCCUCGCUCUGCCGCCAACGACGCCCAUAUCUGCCCUCGUGGACGAACUUGACAGCCGUCUCCCAAAACCAUGCACCUCUCACGCCACCCGUCUCCUGCUAUCAACUCUUUCCAACCGGCCUGUCCCACUCGACUCGGCUCGCACGAUCUCCGACUUUCUUCCAACCACCACCGCCUCCUCGGUUGAUGAUGGAUUCGCCCGUCUCCAAAAUGAUUUUCUCACACUGCGACUCUCCGCCCCGCUUCCAGGCGGGAAGGGCGGUUUCGGCUCGCAACUGCGCGCCGCGGGCGGCCGCAUGUCCAAACGCAAAAAGGGCGCCAACGCAGCCGACGAGAACGGGUCGUCCCGUAACCUGGACGGGCGCCGCCUGCGCACAGUCAACGAGGCCAAGGCGCUGGCCGAGUACCUGGCCAUCAAGCCCGAGAUGGAGAAGAAGGAGAAGGAGAGGAGGAAGCAGCGGUGGCAGCAGAUUGUGGAAAUGACGGAGCGGCGGCAGGAAGAGAUCAAGUACGGCAGUAAAAGGGUGGGUUUGGAUGGGAAAUGGGUGGAGGAUAAAGAAGAGACAGGCGAGAGGACGCGGGAGGCAGUCUUGGAAGCUAUUAAGAGAGGUGGGUACAGGGAUAAUCUGGUUGGGUUGGCUGGGGGUAGUGAUGAGGCCGGGGGUAGUAGCAGCUCGGCUGCUGAUGAGGCAGACGAGGAGAUGGAGGAUGAUGUAGGGGAGGCAAGCGGUGGGUCAAAGGAGACUACUCCGCCUUCGGAGCCGGAGCCGGAACCCAAGGGGGAAGGGAAGGGGAAGCUGACAGUAAACGGGAGUGGUAAUGGGACUGGGGGGGCGCGCAAGUUCUUUGGUUUUGAUGAGGAGGAUGACUUUAUGAGCUCGGAUGACGAGGAGAGUGAGGGUGAAGGUACCGCGGCAUAACACCGCAGCGAAUAGUCCGGCUCAUUGCAUGAUUUUCGGGCAGACCUUUGGUUGGUGGUGAUGGGCGUUUCUGGUACUGUACAGCGUGGGUGCGGCGUUCAAGGGUCCUGAUACAAAUUGACAUAAAAUGAUGAUACCAGUCAACUUCCACAUGCGUAAUCCCAACUGCAACAAUUCGUCCGUUUGCGGCCUUACCUGUCACUGCAUGAAGCGUACAAGAACGAGCGCCCCAAUUCUAUGCACAUUUCCCCUACUGCCGUGAGUUAAGUGUAACAAGAGCCAGGCUUGGUGCAGUCCCCGCCAACAUUCCGUCUCAUCACAUCAUCCCCUUACUGGUCCAGGCGGACAGGGAAGUUGCCAGCCUCUGU